CCCUUGUUCUUUUUUCUUUCUUUACUCCUAGUACCACAUUUCUUCCCUCCUUUUCUAGUCAAAAUCCACAUUAAAGUCUGGUUGCUUUCCGACAAUUUAUACCCUUAAAAACCCACCACCGUUUUCUAAUGUUUGGUGUAAUUCAAGCAUUUAUUUCUUCCUGAAAUGGUCCUUUGGCUUUUCCUGUGACUUGGCUCCUUCGGGCGGUUGGGAUUUCUGAAUUGGUCUUCAAUUCCAAUUUAAUGAUGUGGUGGUAGCCAGUUAAAGGUCUGAAAUUGGCAUUUUCUUUGUUGGGUUUUUUCCCGAAAGGUGCUACGUUUGAGAGUUUUAGGGCUGAUUAUGGAGAUUAAAGAGGAGGAAGCUAAAUCAAGGAUGGAAGAUUAUGAAGUGAUAGAGCAGAUUGGGAGAGGUGCUUUUGGAGUUGCGUUCCUUGUUCUUCACAAGAUUGAGAAAAAGAAGUAUGUGCUGAAGAAGAUACGCUUGGCAAAACAAACAGAGAAAUUCAGGCGCACUGCGCAUCAAGAGAUGAAUUUAAUAGCAAAGCUAAAUAAUCCAUACAUUGUGGAGUGCAAAGAUGCAUGGGUUGAACAGGGAUGCUGGGUGUGCAUUGUAACAAGUUAUUGUGAAGGAGGAGACAUGGCUGAGAUAAUAAGAAAAGCUAGAGGAGCAUAUUUCCCGGAGGAGAAGCUCUGCAAAUGGCUGACUCAGCUUUUGCUAGCUGUUGACUACCUUCACUCCAACCGCAUCCUUCACAGGGAUGUCAAGUGCUCAAACAUACUCCUUACAAAAGACAACGAAAUCAGACUGGGUGACUUUGGACUUGCAAAGCUGCUAAACACAGAUGACCUAGCUUCUUCGGUGGUGGGCACUCCAAACUACAUGUGUCCAGAGCUUCUAGCAGAUAUACCUUAUGGCUACAAGUCCGACAUAUGGUCCCUAGGUUGUUGCAUGUUUGAAAUGGCUGCACAUCAACCUGCAUAUAGAGCUCCUGAUAUGGCUGCUCUGAUAAGCAAAAUAAACCGGUCCAUCAUUUCUCCACUCCCCACUGUAUAUUCCCCAACACUCAAACGGUUGAUCAAAAGCAUGCUAAGAAAAAAUCCAGAACACAGACCAAAUGCUGCGGAGCUAUUGAGGCAUCCCCAUCUGCAACCCUACGUUGUUCAAUGCUGUAACUUAUCUCCUGUAUUUCUUCCAGUGAGGUCCGAUACCAAUAAGAAGGAUAUAUCCCCAAGAAACUUACAUUUUGAGCAACGUUUGGUACAGAAAGACGAUAAAAUUGGGAAGAGAAUCCUGCAAAAGGAGCCAAACAAUGCUCUGGCAGUUGCUGAUAAUGCGAAUGUAGUGAGACAAAAAGAAACAAGAAAUGCUGUGCCUAUUUCCAAGGGAAUAUCAACAGGUGAGGUUGUGAUAGCAAAGUGCAAUGCUUUCGAGCCAACCGAAAGCUCUAAAUUUGGAAAUGCUUCAAGGACUAUGUUGAAGAUUGAUGAUGGAGAUCAACAAAAUAAGAAGCAGCUCGCCAGAGAGAAUUCCCAACAAGUGCAAAUCAAUGAAGGUGCUAAUCAUGACGAUCCCAAGAAAAUAGCAACAAUUAAGUUUCUUGAGGAUGAAAGAUCAAUCGAAACAGAAAUCUUAAAUCUAAAUUCCGAAAUUGCUUCCUCUGGAAAUAUGUCAUCGACAAGCACAGUGACACUACAAUGUGCACAUGAAGGAGGAGAAAAAACCCAUGAUCUUAGUCCUAACAAGCAUAUAGAAAAAGAAGAUGCUCGGGGAUCGAAUCGCAUAUCCAGUGAGAGUCCAUCAAUCAACAUGAUAUGGGAUGCUCUGAGCCAACAAAGAGCGGAAGCUCUGGAGGCACUGCUCGAGUUCUCUGCAGAAUUGCUCAGGCGCGAAAGGCUGGAGGAACUUGCAGCUGUGCUUAGGCCAUUUGGGAAUGAAACUGUUUCAUCAAGAGAGACCGCGAUUUGGCUAACGAAAAGCCUAAUGAAUAUACAAAAACAGGGUGGGAAAAACUAGCACGUUGUAAUUUUGGCUGCUUUUUUUUCCUUGUUAACUUUAAGUUUGAAACUCUAGGCUUUCUUCAUUGUAACCUGUGUUACAUUUUGUAUGCUAGGGAAACACCACCUUGUUCAGUUGCUAAGUUUGCUAAGAUAUUCUGUUAUUUGAACGUUGGAUUGCUAGACGAAUAAUACUAUGUGCAAAGACAUUUGUACA
This is a messenger RNA of Rhododendron vialii, 2211 nucleotides long. Its product is annotated as serine/threonine-protein kinase Nek6-like. The transcript is spliced from 14 exons. Bases 340 to 2013 code for a protein of 557 amino acids. Gene Ontology annotation, molecular function: protein kinase activity; ATP binding. NCBI's taxonomy places the organism in Eukaryota, Viridiplantae, Streptophyta, Magnoliopsida, Ericales, Ericaceae. The record is from RefSeq and is a predicted model, not a curated record. Gene Ontology annotation, biological process: protein phosphorylation.